GUAGUGGGAGGGGGGAGGAGAGGGAGGGGGUGCGCGCGCAUGCUCUUAACAAACGCCGGAGCGAGAGACUUUUCUUUUUUCUUUUUUUUGCUUCCAGUGCACGAGCGCAGGUUGAAAGUGAGAGAGCGGAGAUUUUUUUUUCAGUGUGAUUUCCAUGGCCGUGCAAAGUGCCGGUACACCGGGGACCGUCUGGAAGCGCGACCCGUGAACGAGAACCCCCCCACCCCCCACCCCACACUCUAAAUAUGAAGGAGAAGACAUGAACGCGGACCUUUUGGGAUCUUCACCUCGAUUUUUCUUUUCGUUCCUCCCUCUCUUCGUCGGGCUACAUUUCGCGUCUUCGGGGAUGUUUGCGAGUUGCGUCUCUGCGGCGUCUUCAGCUCGGAUACUGACCCGCCUCUGCGCCCUGGUGCUGGUGGUCGCGCUGGGACUGGGUUCGGAGCUGCGGGUCCGGGUCCGGCUCGCGGACGGACUGGUGACCGAGGAGGUGCUGGAGGCGGACAACGAGAGGGACUCCAUAUCGCUCGAAUUCAAGCAGGGAGACGGGACGCUCGUGACGUUCGUGGCGGACUUCAAACAGGAUGUGAAGAUAUUCCGAGCGCUGAUCCUGGGCGAGCUUGAGAGGGGCCAGAACCAGUACCAGGCGCUGUGCUUCGUCUCCCGCCUCGGCCGCAAUGAGAUCAUCCCGAGCGAGUCCAUGGCCCGUCUCAGACAGAAAAACCCUCAGGCCAUCCGCUUGGCAGAGGAGCGGCGAGGCCUGGAGCAGCUGGAGAUGAGUGCCGCCGUCAACCUGAGCCGGGCCUCGCAACUCAGCUCCCACAUCCACAACAUGUGCAGCGAGGCCCGGGACGCCAUCUACACCCGGGAGUCCGAUGUCAGACACUGGCUGGACAAAGGAGCGGACUCCUCCAUGUUCGAGGCGCUGCCCCAGGCGGCGGAGGCGUGCCACUCCACCAAAGACCCGUGGCAGCCGUGUCUGUGCACGUACGGCCUGCGUCUGGAGUGGUACCCGUGUCAGCUCAAGUACUGCCGCAGCCGGGACGCGGCGGGCAAAGGCUCCGCCUACAAGUGCGGCAUCAAGAGCUGCAGCAAGGGCUUCCACUUCACGUACUACGUCGCCCAGAAGCAGCUGUGUCUGUGGGACGAGGAGACCUAGCCGUGCGGGCGGGCGGGGUUCAGAACGACCAGAGAGAGAGGGCCUCGCGGGGUUCUCUCUCUCUCUCCGGCACCAAAAGCGAUGCCGAGCUAGUCGAAGUAAACGCGGGGACACUCGGACAUCGGUUUACGUGACGGGAAGUCGCUUCAGAGAAUCCAGAUGUUCUGGAAACGGGGGAAGAAAAAAAAAACAUAUUCAGGUUCCGAUUGAGACCAAAAGCUUAAGAGGAAGGAGAGCUGCUGACCCCCUGAAUUUAAAGUCUUUUUUUCCGGGGGGGGGGGGGGUAAUAAUUAUCAACUAUAAUGUGACUUUGCAAAGAAGAUGUCACUUUUGUGCCUUUUUCUUCUUUUUCUUUUUUUUGGAAGUUAUCGUAGCAGAUUACAGGCGGCAACAACAAUAACCUCCCAAACCAGCGACGGUAUGCACACCCGUGGAUUUAGUGCAUUUCAGAUCAAUUAACCAAUUAAGCCCAGCGAAGGAAGAACAGAGUCUGACCGCAGGAGUCGUACCGGACAUUUGGAUGGUGGGAGUUUGACUUUCCUCUAAAGCUCUGUGAAUGAAAGACAAGCGGUUUGUAGCCAGCGGACGAAAAGAAAACGCUUCUUCGAUGCGGGCUGUUAUUUAUUUUGGUUGCAAAGUAAAAUGAUUGAGGACUAUAUUGUCGUAUCUCGUGUUGCAUAUAAGCUCUUAGAGUCAAAAACAAACCACAGGUCCUCGGUAACGAUAGGUAUUCACACGCAUUUCAAAGUGUUCUUGGUUUACAGAGAGUUUGGAUCAACACGACAGAUGUAUUAUAUUCUUCUUAGGAUCGCGGUAGUUCUGCUUGACCCUCGCCACUCACAUCCUGUUUUUAAAAAAGUGCCAAAUAAACCAAAGUCAAGGAGAUUGCUGUCGAAAGAAGGGAGUAAUGUUUCACUCUAUCUGUGGUGGGUUUUUUUCCACGUCAUGAUUCACAAAAAAACUGGCCUUUAAAAAAAAUAUAUAUAUACUGCCAUCUUCUGGUUAAACAAUGGCCUUGUUUAUUAUGUUUUAGUCGGUUCAUCUCAGUUAAAUGUCUAAUUUAUGCAACUCGAAACCCCCGGAUAAUAUUUAAAGCGUAAUUCAAGGAGCAUUUUUCCUCUAACAUGUUGGACCAAAUUAAAAUUUCUGUCCGUCUGAUCUUUAAGAGAAGUUUAAAGUGUGACCUCCGUAUUCAUUUCAGUCGUUGCUGCCGUGUCAAAAGAUUAAUUUGUUGUGUUUUUGUGUGUCACGCUAACUAAAAAAGAACCAAACGUGUGGAACAUUUCUAUUUGUGACCUUUACUGGUGAUGAAGUGCCUUAACAUUUCCACUGAUUUAUAUUUGAUAUGUAAUUGUAGAUCGAGUUUGUGAACAUAUUUUUUUCUAUGAAAGAGUUUUAAAUAUGUUGUAAAAAGUUGGAGAAAAUUAAGCAGUUUAGAUAAUGUACCAUAUAUAAGAGUUUGACAUGAAUUUCAAUAAAGUCUUUCUUUGCACUGCA
Pseudoliparis swirei is the source of this 2653-nucleotide messenger RNA. It is a transcript of the gene oafa, whose product is annotated as OAF homolog a (Drosophila). Lineage: Eukaryota; Metazoa; Chordata; Actinopteri; Perciformes; Liparidae. The record is from RefSeq and is a predicted model, not a curated record. The transcript has 4 exons. Bases 260 to 1156 code for a protein of 298 amino acids.